CCUGUGAGCAGGAACUCUGCAACCGAACUGAGGGCGGAAGAGGGGCGGCAGGAAAAUAUUAACGGAAAGAGCAGCGAAACACCGCCCCGGGGAGGAGUAGAAGCGGGGGGUCUGCGCCAUGGCGUUGUCGCGGUAGCGCCGGCACGUGCUAUGGGGGGAGGGGAAGAGGAGGGAAAACGAGGUGAAGCAAGCGGCAACUACAGAUCCCGGCAAGCCGUGCCUCUUUCCCGCCCCACAUCUCCCUCUCCUCCGCCCCCGUGUUGAAGAAGAAGCGGAGUCGGGCUGGGUCAGGGCGUAGGGGUGCCCUCGGGUGCCGACCUCAGCGGGGUAAUGGAGUCUCAUAGCUCUGUCAGAAGUCGGGACAGUAAAUUACAAGCUUCUGAAAGUGAAGAUGAGAUUGAGUUCAUUGGAGAAGGACCUUUAAGACCUGUACUGGAAUGCAUUGAUCUUGUCAGUAGUGAGGAUGAAGAGCCUCGCAGCAGUUCUUAUGUUCAUAGAGUUACUAAGCGUAAAGAUCACAUUGACUAUCAGAAAGAACGAGUUGCUUCAACCUUGGAUCGUCUGGCACGCCACGUUGAGGUAGAGAAACGGCAAAAAGAAGAGAAAAACAAAGCCUUUAAGGAGAAAGUUGAUUCCCAAUGUGCUCAUGCGUUGCAAGAACUAGAAUUUAUUCGACAACACACUGACACAGAAGCUGCAAGACUGUGUGUCAAGCAGUGGUUAAAAAUGCCAGGUCUUAAACCAGGCACCAUUAACAGUGGAAAAAGAGGUAUCUAUAAGAGAGCAAGUGAGACACGAACCAAUAGCAGUCCCAUAUCUUGUCCUGUGAUGCGCUGCAACAGGGAGUUUGAUAAUGCACAUCUCCUCCUAGGUCACCUUCAAAGGUUUGAUCAUUCUCCUUGUGACCCAACAGUCACUUUACAUGGACCCCCAAAUAAUGCUGUUGCCUGUGUGAUAUGCUGCAAAGUAUUUUCAACCUCUCAGCAGUACAGUGAUCAUCUUCUGUCUAAGGUGGAUGAAAGUGAUGGACAUAAAAAAGGUCUCCCUCCACAGCAUAUUCCAUGUUUUGCAUGCCCAAAGUGCUUCCUCCUUUUCAUCAACAAGGAUGAAUGCUUGAAGCAUAUGUCAGUAAAGAAUCACUUCCUCCAGGUUUCAAAACUGAGUGAUGAAACAAAGGCUGGCCUUCCUUUACCUUUCCCAGCCUAUGCAAAGAACCUUCUCAUAUCUCUGUGCAAAGAGAUCCCCUUCCAAGUGAAGUGUAUAUCCUGCUACCAGGCUCUACGCUCCCAUAUGGAAUUAACUGCUCAUUUCAGAACACGUUGUAAUAAUUCUGGGCCUGUGGCAGUGUCAAAGAAGAGCAUCUCCCAAGUUGCAGAGAUAUUUAAAACAAAAGGUUAUUGUGAGAAUUGUGAUGAACUGUUUGCUGAUAAGAAUCAGAUUAUCCAGCAUAAGCAAAAUACUCAGCAUAAAAUUAAAGUUUUUACUUCAGUGGAAGAGUCCAUCUUGAUGUUCUGUCAUGUCAAUGGGAAAAAUAAAAAUCAGUCUCAUUUGUGCCAUAUUGUGGAUCGGUCAAGACCACUGCUUAAAAGACACUUGGCUUCAAAUGAGUCUGUCACGGAAAGGGAGUCUACUCCUUCAAAACGGAAGAGCGAUUUAAAAGAUACAAAUGAAGAUAAUGUAGCAAACCAAAGUCAAGCUAGUGCUUUUAAAGUAAAAGCCUGGUUUUGUGAAUGCCUUCAGAAGUUUUUUACAGAAGAGUUGGUAGAAAAGCACAUUUUAUCAGCAAAUAGGAUCUGUCACAAGUGUGCUGUGUGUGGAAAGCUUGCUGAAAAUUCAAGCAUUAUCCGCCUGCAUAUGAGUCGAUUCCAUGGGGGAGCACACUUGAAUAAUUUUCUUCUCUGGUGCAGAGCGUGCUCUGUAGAUCUCAGGGAAGAGGAUAUUAUGGAACAUGUGACUGAGUUUCAUGGUGGACAUUGCUACUAUUAUGAACAAGAAGCUCUGGAAGAUGAACCUAUGCCAUCUGCUUCUGAUGCAGUGUGCAUUUCUGCAGGUGAAAGGAAAGACCGUAGUCCUAGUCCUAUGGAACUCAACCCUGAAAAAAGCCCUGUUCUGGGAAAAUGGCAGUGUCACAUUUGUGAGGAGAUGUUUGAAUCUGAAGAGAGUGUUAAACAACAUUGCAUGUCACUGGAAAGCCAUGCAUUUCACAGAUACAGCUGUGGCUUGUGCAGAAAUCACUUUCGCAAAAUAGGAACAUUACAGAGACACUUUCAAGAGCAUCAUAAUGAGGAGGUACAGACUAAAUACUUCUGUGGCCUUUGUGGCAAUCUCUUCUUCGACACAGAAGAAGAAUUUCUAGUCCAUUAUAAGGAGAUUCAUAGCAGGGACUAUGCAUUUGUGCCUGAGCAGAUGGAAUUAUCAAUAAAAAAAGAAGAGGACUUCCUCCCAGUAGAAAAAGGAGACUGUUUAACCUGUGGUUGCCGGACAACUUAUGUCUCAAAAAUAAAUAGGAGGAAUGAUUAUAUGAAUUGUCAGAAAGCCAUGCUGGAAAAAGGAAAGUUAUGGUUUCGAUGCUGCCUCUGUUCUGCAACUGCACAGAAUUUUGAUGAUUUGAAUACUCAUCUGAACAGUCAUGCACCUGUGAAACAGAGGGAGGAAAUGUAUGUUGUUCGAUGUGCUGCAUGCAACAAAAACUUUGACGAUCUUCAGAGUGCACAUCAGCACUAUCACAUGAAGCACUGCUUCUUGCAGAAACCUAAUCUCUCAAGUCUUGCAUCAGAAUCGGAAAAUACAGUAUUUAAGUUCACAGCAAGUGGGGCUUGUGUGGACAGAAAACCUCACAAGGUAAAAUUUCAAACAUCUCCAUCUAAGAAUCAGGGAAGACCACAGUCUCCUCUGCAUGGACCAAUUCAGGGAAAGAAAAUUAAAAAAGAAAGCCCAGUACACACUGAAGAGCAUGAUGAAGAUUAUGAACUUCCUGAUCUUGACUAUCUGAGUACCAUGACACACAUUGUGUUGGUGGAUCUGGACAACUGGGGAAGCUUAUUCACGCAGCUGCCAGCUAACCUGAACCAAGGAACCUUUAUCUGGGGCUUUCAAGGAGGAUACAGCAACUGGAAACCUCCAGUGCAGUGCAAAACUUACAACUAUCUUAAGCGGAUUGGAUGUUUCUUUCUUCAUCCACGCUGUGGUACCCGAAGAGAAGCAGCAGAUUUUGCUAUCUGUGUUCAUGCUGGUCGUCUGGAUGAGCACCUGCCCAAGCAGAUUCCUUUCACUGUACUUUCUGGAGACAAAAGCUUCCUGGAACUGGAAAACCAAUUUAAGAUGACCCAGCGGCCAGCUCGCAUCCUAAAUCCUCACCGUGUUGAUGGAGACAUGAUGUGUGCCUUGCUAAACAGCAUUUCAGAUACUACAAAAGGUUCAGAUAGUGAAGAGGAUGAAAUUCUCCAACUAACAGUGAAGAGGAGCUUAGAAGAAACAAAGAAACAGGAAGAGCAAGAUGCAGAGCUGGAAGAAGCUAUCAAGAGAAGCCUUGAGGAAAUGUAAAUAAAGAUACUUCAGUACAAAACAGCAUGUCAUCAGAGCUGCUCACAAAAUGGAAGCUUGUUCAUCUAUUUACAAAAGUUCAGAAAUACCACUUGGAAAACAUGUCUGUAUUUCGAAUUGUUACAUUUAUAAUCUGAUGUCUUCUCUCAUACUGAUGACCAGCUGGAGUUUAUGGAUAGCCACUGCAGUAUAUUGUGUAUGAUAAAAUAUUUUUAAGCCUUUGCAUAUUCUGUUUCUAAUGGCUGAUGACUAAGUCUGUCUCUGCCUAAUUAGGAAGCUGGUUUUACUAGGUAUUUUGGGAGAUUUAGAUGUUUGUUUUCUCAAGAUUGGUUCCUGUAUUUUAUUUUUCUGUCACAAAAUGUCAUUGUCUUUAUUUACAUGUUUGUGUGCUCUUUGCAACAGAUAAAAAUAGUAAACUCCAGUUAUCUCAGAUUUGCUUAGCUAAUCUUGUUAUAAAGAGAAGCUUAGAUCCUGGGUUUAUAAAUGGAACUUGGCCUAACUCUUGCCUAUGGUCAGUCUCACCUCUGACUGUAAUUUUAUCUAUGUCCUGUUUGUUGUAAACGUCAGAAUCAGGACCACAGGCUGUACAGUUUGUUUGUUUAUUUUUAUAAAUAAUUUUUUUUCAAUUAGUAGCAUGGUAAAGUGUUGGAUUUCAUGGCUUAAAGUUUAACAGCUUCAGUUCCUCUCCCUUAUCUGAGGCUGAAACAACUUUUUAAGUGAACAGAAGCUAAAUAAACUUCCUAGUUCCUGUUUUAAAUAGAUGUGAGAAUUUAAGCCAUGUUAUUCCUGUAUACUACUGUCUUUGCUCCCUUUUUGUUUAAGGAGAGGUAGCCUUGGAGAAAAUAAUGUAAAUGUGUUAAUUUAUACUGUCCUUAUUUUAAGGCAAGCAAUUAUUUCUGUGUUUGAAAUUUUUAUCUAUCCCUUUUUCAGUUCCUUCCUUUAUAAAUACCUGUUCAAGCUGUCCAGCUUCACCAGCCUAUAACACUUAAGUUAGUGAUUGCUGUCAAUCAGGAAGAGAUCUCAAUGUAAUAAAAUGCUGGCUUCACUUUUUAAAUUAUCUUGUGAGAUUGCUUCAAACUGCUGUAAAUAAAAGUAUUUCUUAUGCAAAAAAAUUAUUUUUUGUGAACAGUAAGACAAGGGGAAGGCUAGGUUUUGCCCAUUCUUCAUUACAAAGAGUCAGAAUAACCACAGCUAGCUGUGUGUCAUCUUGAGAAAACUGGCACUGAUUUUUUUUUUUUUCAAUCAAGUUUCUGAUACAGUUGCUAUCUCUAGAUUCUUCAUUAGUUCUGUUUGUGUUAGAGAGUUAUCUCAGUGUUCAUUAGCAGCCAUAGAACUUGGAGAAACUGUUCAACCACCAGAAUACAGUUUGAACAUUUGUGGUGCAUUUGAUUCAGACACCCAAUGGUUAGGGGGAACAGGACUUCUUAAUGUUACCCAGGAGCCUGCUGCUUGCUUUCCCAUGCAAAUGUCAGAUUAAUUGCACCCCUGUUCAAACCUGGGUAUGUAGUUCAUUGUGGUGCUGAGGAAGCCCUGUUCUGGAAGAUUUUGAAUUGCCUUUAGCUGCUGACUUAAGCUAAAUCAGCUCCAGAAUUUUUCACACCAGAUUCUAAUGAAGGGUAGAAUGAGACAUAAAAACAUUCAGGUCUUCAAAAGCAUCUCAGUCUCUGGACAGGUUGUAUUUGGGUUUUUUUCAGUGCAGACCCUAAAGCUGACAACUCCUUUCACAUGAAAAAGAUGUUUCAGUUUGAGAAAGUUUUUUGCUUGGUUCAACAAAUGUUUAAAUCCUCAGUAAGAUGGUGUUCUCCAAAGACUUCUAUGUUGGGUUUUGAUAAUUUGUGUUAUUCCUCAUAACCCUUUUUUCUCUCAAAUGUAAAGUGUUCUUGUAUGUGAUGGGCUCCAACUUCAUUGGUUGCAUUAAAAGAAGAAAAAAAAAAAAAGAAAAAAGAAAAAAGGAAAAGCCAUGUUUGCCCCCACAUACGCUAUACCUGAAGCUCCAGGUUACUAAACAACUAAACACACUGUAUCGGCCUCCUUGUCUGCUUAUGAGAGCAAGUAGCAAAUCCCAGCUAUUUGUGCUAUGGCUGUUAUGAAACUGCUAAGUAGAGUUCCAAUCUCUGCAUUCUUAUUUUAAAAGUAGACUCCAGAUUUAUUGAAAUCUUUAAAUUUGUCCUCAUUUUCUUUGGUUCGUAAGGCUCUCCUAACUCUGUGAAAUUUUCUUUUGCGAAAUUUUCUGCCAUCAGAGCCUUGUGAUACUUCUGUUUCCAGCAGAGCAGAGAAAGUGGAUUCUUGAAACACUGCAUGUACAGACAUGAGACUUGUUACUAACAUCUUGCAGGACUGCACCUUGUUCUUCACCUGGAAAAGGUGACUUCUGAAUUUUUUGUUUCAGAAUGUGAUGCGUCUGGCUGGGGAGUCUUGUUUAACUGGCUGAAAUUUUUGAGGUUUGCCCAGUGUGUGCCAAGAGAUUUGUCUGUAUUUACAAGCUAAAACUCAUCUAUUAAAAGGAGCUUGCUCCGCUUCCUCUAUGAUGAUCUAGAAGUGAUUUGUCCUGCUUUUGUUAAGAGAAUUUGCUUUUGUGGUGAUGUUGGAGUUCACCCUUCAUUAAUAAAAAGUAAUGCUGUGGUGCUUUUUUGUAUUAAUCUUUAAAGAGAAACAAGUAUAAUCUCCACCUUGCUACCACCAGUGAGUUCAUUUUAAGGCUCUUAAUUUCUUUAUAGUGCAUACGUGAAUUUUACAGAAAUGAAAUUGUGACAAGUUGAGAUUGGUACAAGGCUCUUAUUUCUCUGGUGAUCUGUGUGCCAUAUUCUUUCAUAUCAAACAAAAUCCUCCUUUUGGUUGUAUUCAGAGAUGAGAUGCCAAGUAAGUCAUUUCAACAGUUAUAAAAGGUCAUAGAGCCCUAAAACAUCACAGCUGCCCUGUUGUUUCUGCAGUUCAAGAUUUAAAAAAAAAAAUAAUAAAUAUUGACAU
This is a messenger RNA of Calypte anna (Anna's hummingbird), 6510 nucleotides long. Its product is annotated as E3 SUMO-protein ligase ZNF451. NCBI's taxonomy places the organism in Eukaryota, Metazoa, Chordata, Aves, Apodiformes, Trochilidae. Gene Ontology annotation, biological process: regulation of transcription by RNA polymerase II. Gene Ontology annotation, cellular component: nucleus. Gene Ontology annotation, molecular function: DNA-binding transcription factor activity, RNA polymerase II-specific; sequence-specific DNA binding. Bases 331 to 3543 code for a protein of 1070 amino acids. The transcript is spliced from 15 exons. The record is from RefSeq and is a predicted model, not a curated record.